Odontomachus brunneus is the source of this 2124-nucleotide messenger RNA. RefSeq names its product malonyl-CoA decarboxylase, mitochondrial-like. Gene Ontology annotation, cellular component: mitochondrial matrix; peroxisomal matrix. The transcript is spliced from 10 exons. NCBI's taxonomy places the organism in Eukaryota, Metazoa, Arthropoda, Insecta, Hymenoptera, Formicidae. Gene Ontology annotation, biological process: malonyl-CoA catabolic process; positive regulation of fatty acid oxidation; acetyl-CoA biosynthetic process. The record is from RefSeq and is a predicted model, not a curated record. The coding region runs from base 122 to 1639 and encodes 505 amino acids. Gene Ontology annotation, molecular function: malonyl-CoA decarboxylase activity.
GACAGUUAUGUCUGUUAUGUGACAUCUAUUGAAAGUAAAUUUGAAGUACUUUUGAGUCUUUCUUUUCUUUUCCAUCUUUUUUUAAUUUAUAACGGAUUACAAUUAUUGAUAAUUGAUUACGAUGUUUGGAAAGGUUUUCAUGGAACUUUUAUCAAUUACUCAACGUUGCAGACACACGAUGAAAGUCAGUCUCGCCAAUAUGGUUAAGCGCGAAUAUGGAAAGUCAUUCUCUUUGUGCAAUAAAGUCAAAGACAUAUUACCUGUACACGAAGAAUUGCAGGAAAUUUUCAAAUUCAGGGACACAAAAAUCAGUAACUGGAUCAUAGAGAACAAAGUGCGUGCGUUAUGCGUUAAAUAUGCCGAAAGCAACAAGGAAGAUCGUAAACAGAUCUUACGUACGUUGGCUGCCCAAUAUGCUGUCCAACAUGAUAAUAUAUGUCAAGUAGCCAGGAAGUUAGUUUGCACCAAGCCUGAAAAUGAAAGGCAGAUGAUUAAUCAUGAAAGAGCUUUGAAGGAUAUGCUUACACCAGCCUAUCAUUGGUUGUUUGUUGUUAUGGGAAGGCUAGAGAAUGGCGUGAAGUUCUUGGUUGAUCUGAGAACUGAUGUUUUGGAACUGAUGGCUGAAGUAAAAGAUGCUGAUGAAAGUAUAAUAAUACAGCAAUUAAAUCACACACUGCGAAAUUUGUUUUUGCUUUGGUUUUCAGUGGGUUUUUUGCACAUAGAACGAAUAACAUGGGAGAGCACGUGUGAUACACUGCAAAAGAUAUCAGAUUAUGAAGCUGUACAUCCUAUAAAAAAUUGGUUAGAUUUAAAACGUAGAGUGGGACCAUAUAGAAGAUGUUACAUAUUUACACAUCCUUCCAUGCCAAAGGAACCUAUUGUUGUUUUGCACACAGCAUUAUGUGACAUUAUUCCAGAUAGUGUGAAGAGUAUCGAAGAAGCUGAAACUAGAAUUCUGGGAAGUACAAAAAAACAUGUAACUUUUCUUGAAGAAGACAAAACUAAAAUAAAAGCUGCAAUAUUCUAUUCUAUAUCGUCGACUCAAAAAGGAUUGCAGGGUAUUGAACUCGGUAAUUACCUUAUAAAAGAAGUAGUCAAGGAAAUUACAACUGAAUUUCCAGCUGUACAGCUAUUGUCUAGUUUAUCACCGAUACCUAACUUUAAAGCUUGGUUACUUGAAAAACUAAAGCAAGACAUGAAAUAUAUAUUCACUAUGCAAGAAUAUGAAACCAUGAGAGAUAUUUUAAAAACUGAAGAUGUAUCAGUCCUAAAAAAGAUUCUAGGAACUUCAUUAUGGACAAGCGAUGGAAAAUUGUCAGAAUUUUUAAAGGAGCCACUACUUCGAGCAUGUGCCUGGUAUUUAUACAAAGAAAAAAGACGUGGCUAUGCUUUAAAUAAUGUCGCAAACUUUCAUUUACGUAAUGGAGCUGUGAUGUGGAGAAUAAACUGGUUGGCUGACCCUUCACCACGCGGAGUAGCUAAUAGUUGUGGCAUAAUGGUCAACUAUAGGUACUUUUUAGAUGAAUGUGAGAAGAACAGCAGGAAUUACAUCGAACAUUUUGUUAUAAAUGCUUCGGACAGUGUAAUUAAUCUGGCCGCGCAGGCGGAAAAAUUAAGACUUGUACGAAGUAUGCUAUAAAAGAUUAUUGCUGAAGCAAAUCUGAAUAGAAAAGAAGAAGAAUAUAAAUAUCUUAAGUAUAAAUAAAAGAUUAUUAUGAUAAAAUUAUGAUGGAGAAUUGACACACCAAAGGAUGAAGGGUGUCUAAUUCAUUGAUAAGAAAAUUUGCUUUAUUACUCUUCAAAUUUUAUGUUUUUAUUAAAGAUUAUUAAAUUUGUUCAUUUAUACAAUAGCUGAUUUGUUUCCAGCUUAAAGACAGCACAAUGGUCUGCAGACAAGUCUAAAACAAAUAAUAUAAUUUUAAUUAUAAUUUAAAAAUUAUACAUUUCUUUAUAAUACGUAAUAGAGAAGCACAAAAGCGCAUCGAGAUAACGUCGGGAGUAUUGAAUUGUACGUGCAAUUAUAUUUUUUUCUCGAUUUGUUUUUCUCUAACAAUUGUAUAUAAACGUUACAAAUUUUUAUUCAAGAGAGGAGAGGGAAAAAAUAAAGUCUCAUACACACCUGUA